AUGGCGCCUGCACCACAGAUAAUACAACUAAACAAUGGCGACAAAGUGAAUCGUUUUACGGUGUUCAAAAAACUAGGAGAAGGUACAUUCGGAGCAGUUUACGCUGUAAGGGAUGACAAUGGUGGAGCCGAGCACGCACUGAAGGCUGAAUUCGCAACUGAAAAAAUUCCGCUUCUGAAAUUGGAAUUGUAUGUGAUGCAAAAGCUGACUCAGCGAGGAGCAAAGCACAUGCCAACCUUGAUUGACAAGGGAAAGCAUGAUAAUUUCAAUUACAUCGUCAUGAAAUUUCUCGGGAAAUCACUUCAAGAUGCAAAGAAAACUGGACCAAACAGUCAUUUGACUUUAGGAUCUGCCAUUGGCGCAUCGAUUCAAUGCCUUGAAGCACUCGAAGAAUUGCAUUGGUGUGGAUUUUUGCAUCGGGAUGUCAAACCAGGAAACUUCUGCUUGGGAAGACCUGAAGUGGGAGAGUUAAGAAAGAUUUUUGUUUUGGAUUUCGGAUUAUGUCGUCGAUAUGUAAAUGAUCAGAAUGUGAUGCUUCAGCCACGUAGAAAAGCUCCGUAUAGAGGAACUCCUCGUUACGCUCCAAUCGCUUCACACAAUUACAUGGAGCAUGGUAGAAAAGAUGAUGUUGAGAGUUGGUUCUACAUGCUAGUCGACUUCACAAAUGCCGCUCUUCCGUGGAAAAUCGCGACUGACAUCAAAGAAGUCGGAGCCAUCAAAAAGAAUGCUCGAGUCGAACCUGGGUUAUCUCAAAUGCUGGCUGAAUGUCCGAUGGAAGAAUAUCGUGUCAUUCUCAAUCACAUCGAUUCGUUGACCUACUUCAUGGCACCCGACUACGGACUACUCUACACGACCCUUCGAACAUUGAUGAAGACAAAAAAUCUUCAGGAAUAUCCGUAUGAUUGGGAAGCCGAGUAUGGAGCCAAUAAAAACUGA
This is a messenger RNA of Caenorhabditis briggsae, 936 nucleotides long. NCBI's taxonomy places the organism in Eukaryota, Metazoa, Nematoda, Chromadorea, Rhabditida, Rhabditidae. Gene Ontology annotation, cellular component: nucleus; cytoplasm. Gene Ontology annotation, biological process: signal transduction; peptidyl-serine phosphorylation. The record is from RefSeq and is a predicted model, not a curated record. The transcript has 5 exons. Gene Ontology annotation, molecular function: ATP binding; protein serine/threonine kinase activity. Bases 1 to 936 code for a protein of 311 amino acids.